Molecule: messenger RNA, 357 nt
Organism: Durusdinium trenchii
Lineage: Eukaryota; Dinophyceae; Suessiales; Symbiodiniaceae
Source: the annotation of a GenBank genome assembly
AUGUGUCCGGCCCUACUCGAUGGCACCAAGCUGCCCAUGAGCCUUCAAAGUUUGCGAAUCUCUGGCCGCUUCCCCAAGACCUUGGAGGAGAUGGUCUUUCCAGGUGGACUUCAGGAUCUGACCUUGGGCGAUGGCUUCCAGAGCUGCCAGGGCUUGAAGCUGCCAUCAGGGCUGAAGAGCUUGACCUUUGGGAGGUGUUUCAACAGAGCUUUGUCUCAGUCGCCCCCGUCGUCGUGUUCUUUUUUUCCUUCGGGACGCAUUUUGGGACGAUCGAAGCCGGGGCGUUCAGCGGAGAAAACCGUGGAACACAUGGGGAAGCCAGAUGGGCUCCUGGCAGGUCUACGCAUUCGUUGUUGA